Plasmopara halstedii is the source of this 261-nucleotide messenger RNA. RefSeq lists its product as uncharacterized. The record is from RefSeq and is a predicted model, not a curated record. The transcript has 2 exons. The coding region runs from base 1 to 261 and encodes 86 amino acids. Lineage: Eukaryota; Oomycota; Peronosporomycetes; Peronosporales; Peronosporaceae.
AUGUCAAGACAGACUCAGGCCUUACUAUUCAUUGCAUCUGGUACGCUCGAUGAGCCUCAACCUCUCGUAAGCCAGUUGAUCAUUUCAAUGGCUCAGAAUCGCAUUUGCCGAGACGAAAGCCAAGAAAGUAAAGGAAUUUGUCAUCCUGGUUGUACACGAUGCAAAGUUGAGAGCAGUAAUGCCAUUCAUCGUGAUGAUAGUUUUUGCAAAGCACGAUGGAGGGUAAAAGGUGUAGGUACAGUAUGUGUACCAGAUGGGUGA